Monodelphis domestica (gray short-tailed opossum) is the source of this 5071-nucleotide messenger RNA. RefSeq names its product progestin and adipoQ receptor family member 5 (gene PAQR5). Gene Ontology annotation, cellular component: membrane. NCBI's taxonomy places the organism in Eukaryota, Metazoa, Chordata, Mammalia, Didelphimorphia, Didelphidae. Gene Ontology annotation, molecular function: signaling receptor activity. The record is from RefSeq and is a predicted model, not a curated record.
GUUCCCUACAACCCUUAGACUAUGGAAAGGUGGUUCUCAAUCAUAUUGAGAAGAUUGCUUUAUUUUCAAAGCAAGAGUUGAAACUUAAUGAGCUGAAGAUAACAAUUUGGAUUGAGCCUGUUCUGAAGUGGCUGAACUCCAUCAUCAUAAGCAUCAUCAUCACUACCAACACCAUCACCCACCAUCAUCACCACCAUCAUCAAAAGGCCUUUGUGAAGUGCCCUAAUAUGUGUAUUACUGAACUCACUACUUAGAAUCUCAUAAACAUAGUAGUCUCUGCCAUCUGGGACUUAUUUAUAUACCAAGAUACACAUAUUCAUGCAGACAAAUGGGUCCCAAGGGUGACUGGAUAACAGAAUAAAGACACAAGUCUAGGAUAGAAAGUCAAAGUGUUUGGGCUAUGUGCAGAAAAAGGGUAUUUCAUGAACGGGGCAUAAUUUGUGGCUAUCGGCAUCCUCAGAGUUCAGCCAUCGCCUGUGUCCUCAGCCUUUUCCAGAUGACCAAUGAAACCCUCAACAUCUGGACACACUUGCUCCCCUCCUGGUACUUCAUGUGGAGGUUUAUGGCCACCCUAUACAUGGUUGAUUUCUGGAAUGACAGCUAUUCCUGGCCUCUUCUUAUCUACCUGAGUACUAGCUUCAUUUACCCUUUUGCCUCCAGCUGUGCCCACACCUUCAGCUCCAUGUCCAAGAAUGCCAGACACAUAUGUUACUUCCUGGAUUAUGGUGCAGUCAAUCUCUUCAGCUUAGGUUCUGCCAUAGCCUACUCUGCAUACACAUUCCCCGACAUGUUGGUUCGUACCACCUUCCAUCAUUACUUUGUAUCACUGGCUGUGCUGAAUACCAUUUUGAGCAUCGGACUUUCCUGCUACUCCAGGUUCCUUGAACUCCAGAAACCUAAGCUCUGUAAGACAUUACGCAUCCUGGCCUUUGCCUAUCCCUACGCUUGGGACACCGUCCCCAUCAUUUACAGGUUGUUCUUGUCUUCAGAAGAAAGUUCUGGGGAGGCAGCAAACCCCUAUCACCAGAAGCACACAGUUAUUGCCAUCCUUGCUUGCUUUCUUUAUGCUGCACAUUUACCUGAGAGGCUCGCACCUGGGCGCUUUGACUAUAUUGGUCACAGCCACCAGCUUUUUCACGUGUGUGUCAUUUUGGCAACACAUUUACAGAUGGAAGCCAUAUUUCUGGACAUGACGUUGAGAAAAGAAUGGCUUUUAGCCACUUCAAUACCUCCCUCUUUCUCUCAGACAGCUGGGGCAGUAUGUUUAUGCAUAAUCUUCAGCAUUAUUAACAUAAUUUAUUUCUCAAUUUCUCUAUAUCAGACUCCAGAACCAGAAUCACAAAAAAAGGAAACAUGAUCCAGCCUAUGUGCUUUUUAAAUAUGUAGAAUAAUGUGAUUAAGUUUUUAACUAUGUUACCACGGAAAAGUGGCACAGUACUUCUCAUAAAAAUGCUAUGCUAUUCAUAUUGGAUUUGUGAAUUAGCUUUUGUGAGUAACCUGGUGUGUGAAAGGUAUUUAAGUGGAGUAAAUGUCCCAAUUUGCACUGAUUUUGUAUGUAAUUGUUAAAGGUGGAGAGAGUUAGAACAUGCCUCUGUAACACCAGAUAAAUAAUAUUUUGUGAAGUUUAAAUUUGUUUGGAUCACUUUUCAACUUCUAUUUAUUAUAUAGUGAGGGCUAACCAUAUCACUAAUUUGCCUUUACACUAUAGUCCUUGAAGAAUUACUUUAUUCUAUAGUGAGAUUCAUAUUGAGUAUCUUCUGUCAACAGUUCCUUUAACUUCCAUGUGUCCAGUCCUUCCAAAAGUAGAGAGAUGAAAGUAAAAGACAGUUAAGAUGAUCCAGAAGAAGAGAAAGGCAGGCCCAUGAAGAAAAGAGAACCAAGUACAAUAGAAGCUGAAGUGGGAAUAAAACCUGGAGAACAGUGGAAGACUCCAUUUCCAUUCCCUUCUUCAUUAGUUAACUUCCUUUCUUCUCUCUGCUCAGGAAAUAAGAUUUUUCUCUUUCCCUAUAGUUGCAUUUGGUAUUCAAAGUGGUGGGUCCUAUCUAAUUAACUAUGGCUCUGGUAACCAGAUCUUUUUUUGGAAGUAUUUUCCUCUACUAAUGUCUUACUAUUAUAGGCCUUACUAUUGUAGGCUAUGACAUGCUUCCCCAGUGCCAGCUGUGAUUAUUGGGUUUUUUCCAUUGAAUCAAAUAAUCUUAAGUGUGUGUGUGUGUGUGUGUGUGUGUGUGUGUAUGUGUGUUGGGAAGUACCUUAGAAAGAUCAUCUAUUCUAAACCUCUCAUUUUAUAGAACAGGAAACAGGUCUAAAUAAAACUUGACAUUAUAAAACUGUUAGAGUAAACUGAACCCUAAAUCACAAAUAAUUAUUGUUCCUGAAUAUUAAUUUCUCUAACUGGUUAGAAAAUAGUCUUCGUCUUCUUUUCUGGUCUCUCUUCUUCUUUUUCCUUUCCCUACCCUUUUUAAAACCCAUAUCUUCAGAGAGAAAUAGGUCAAAAUUCUCCAUGAGAAUAAAGAUAGAUAUUUAAGCAUGGAAGGUAAAAGCUUGAAUUUAGAGGCAAACACUAGAAGGGCUCACUGUAGGGUUUCAUCUUCCUAGUAGCCCAGCAUGUGUAAAAAGUUUUUAGGUUGAGUCACAGUAUCAAGAUUUAAAUAUGCACUGAAGUGCUCCAUGGAGAUAUUAAUAUUAUUGCCAUUUCAUAUUUAUACAGUGUUUUUAACUUUUCAAAGUGCCUUUGAAUUUACUAGCAUCCCAGAUAUUGGUUGGUUGUUCUCCCCAUCUGAUAGUUCAGAAAACUGAGGCUCAAGGAAUUGUGGGAAGAGUCAUGUCACUAGUCUGCAAUAAAUUCUGAAUUAUGACCCAGAAUUGCCUAAACUAAGUGUCAGCCUAAAAGAAUGGGACGAAAGUAAUGCCUGUUAUUCUCUUAAAAGUACUGUCACCUAGGGAAGAAGGGCAAUCAACUAAGGAAGGGUAAAGAGUUUUGAUGUGAAAACUGGGAAGGGAAAAAGAUUAUUUUCAAUACAAAGAGGAUUCUUCUCUUUCCUAUGCUUAAUAUUGUCUCAAUUCACUUCAGGAAUUAGUGUUAGUGUGCCAAGAGUGCUAAAAGCCAAAGAAGGAGAAUGUAAGAUAUGCCACAGAAUGUAAGAGAAUCUGCCCAUAGGGAACAUCUUCAGUUUUCAUCAAUUAAGUAUUCAAAACCUCAGUUUAUAAGAGUUUUCCCAUCUUGGUUCAGAUAGUUUCCACUUAUUAAUAGCAUUAAAACUACUUGUAUUUGGGGGCAGUUAAGUGACUCAAUGAAUUGAGAGCCAGGUCUGGAGACAGGAGGUCCUGGGUGCAGACACUUCUUCCCAUCUGUAUGACUCCAUGCAAAUCACUUAACCUCCAUUGCCAAUCCUUACUGCUCUUCUGACUUGGAGUCAAUAUAUGAUAUUGAUUCCAAGACAGAAGGUAAGAAUUUAUUAAAAACAAAACAAAAACUUGUAUUCACUAUUUGUUCUAAUGCUUUCAUAGGACAAGAUCAAGUGUUUGCAAAAAGUAUAGAAAUGGUGACAUAAUUAAUUUACAAUGGGCCCCUCCCAUAAACUCUCUUUUCUCUAUUCACAUAAUUUUUUCUUAUUCGUGAAUACCCUAAAUACUGCAUUUAAAGUGAAAGGAUCCUAGAGUAAUCUUGUACCCGAUUCAAGUAAUAAUUUGUUAUAGAUGUAUAGUGAAAAAUAUAACUCAUUAUAUUAUUAGUUUACUUACUUUGGAUAGGGCAAAAUGGGAAAAUAAGAUUAUGUGGUUGCCUUUGGUAUUUAAUUUUAAGCUGCACUGAGGGAUGUGCUAUUGGGAGUAUUUGUACAUUAGACAUAUUAGACCUUUGUUAGCUCAUUCAUUUUCAAUGUAAUUUUAAGUCUGUAGUAAAAAUGAUCAAUGAUCCAAAUUUUAAAUGCUUUUUUCUAUUUAUACAAAAAACAUCACAAUGAUGACUACAAUGCUAUUUUAUUAUGUAUGGUUGCACAGUAUAAUUUGCUUGAGAAUUAUAUCAGAAAUGAUUAAUGAGAAUUAUAUUUUUGUGAUGUAGAUGUAUGGAAUUUAUCUUUCAAUUAGCAUGUGACCUUAUUAAAAAUUGACCAGAUAAACUAUCAAAUUUUUAGGUGUAGAUAUGUUAUAUCUUGGGUAGAGAUUCUAUAUCAUAUCUUAGGUAGAGAUAUGAUGCAUAAACUUUUUCAUAAGGUUAGUGGUUAAAGAUGUAAGAUAACUUAUAAGACAUGACUUUGAGACAUUUUUUUUCUAACAUGAACUAAGAAUUAUUUACAUAUGUAAGUAUACAUGGUUCACUGGGGAUAUAGAUUGGGCAUAGAGAGAACUUCCAGAUAAGGGGAAUCUCAAAAGGUCAGUACCUUCUCUGCAAUUUAUCAUUGGAGUUGCCUGGAGCUAGAGCUUUGAGAGGUUUGAGUGACUUGCUGGGGCUAUAAAUCUAAAAUAUGUCAGAAGUAGGACUAGAAUUUAGACCUUUCCCAAUUUUGGGGACCAGUUCUAUAUUUAUUCUACCACACUGCCUCUCUCUCUUUUUGGAGAGAGGUGGAAAUGAUAUGGACAUAAUGAUAUAUAGUUUUAUCUAGAUUCUGAUAGAAAGUUGAAGGGAUGGCAAGUAGUUUGCUGAUAUACCCAAUAGGAGGAAUAUAUCUUAUAAUACUAAAAUUUUCUAACAUUGUAAUUAAGGUAAAAUGUGCUUGUUUGGAAGAAAUAAUUUAUGUUCAAAUCAAACUGAUCAUUUUGAUUUGAACCUGAGAAGAGGCUAUAACUCCUUCAAGUAGCUAUAUAACAUCUCUUCUCUGAAUAAAUGAAUUGAUGGUUACUGAUAUAUUAUGAUAUUUGGAAAAUUUAUGGAUUAUGUGACUACAAAAAUGAUACUACAGAUUAGAUCUUAAACAUGAAUAAGUUGAAUGUUCUUGCCAAAGAGACAUUAUAGGUGAAAAGAUAAGUCAAUUGAGCCCCCUUUCAAAUUCAGAGAUAUUUGACAAAUUGUGCUUACUGCAUGGAUUUCUUAUUUUUUUAAACGUGUAAAAUAAAAUUUAUUUAUGAUAACAAA